GUCAAAUGUAAAUAUUAUGUCAAAGAUAAUCUGAAGAGGUGGCUCACAGAAAUUGACUGAAAUGGAGAAACUUUACGUGGAAGAGAAGGCAUCACUGGAAGAGAACCAAACCUGCACAAACCCAGGCGGACAUGAAGAUAAAACCUCAGUUGGUCCCAGCGAUGGACAGCAGGUUCAGCCCAACCAGAGGCUGCAGAAAAAACACCGUUGUGACAAGUGUCUGAAACAUUUCAGACUGAAGGCUUAUCUCAAAAUUCAUCAACGCAUUCACACUGGAGAGAAGCGCUAUUUUUGUGACCAGUGUGGAAAAACUUUCAUCCACAACAGUAAUUUUAACAUUCAUCUGCGAAUCCACACUGGCGAAAAGCCUUAUAGCUGCAGUCAGUGUGAGAAGAGAUUCCAGUCUUCUUCACAUCUGAAGAGUCAUCAGCGAAUCCACACUGGUGUAAAGCCUUAUAGCUGCAGUCAGUGUGAGAAGAGAUUCAGACAACGGUCAACGCUGCAGAGUCAUCAGCGAAUCCACACUGGUGAAAAACCUUAUAGCUGCAGUCGGUGUGAGAAGAGAUUCAAACGAUCCUCAGAUCUGAAUAGACAUCGGCUAAUCCACACUGGUGAAAAACCUUAUGGCUGCAGUCAGUGUGAGAUGAGAUUCAUACGAUCCUCACAACUGAAGAGUCAUCAGCGAAUCCACACUGGUGAAAAACCUUAUAGCUGCAAUCAGUGUGAGAAGAGAUUCAAAUCUUCUUCACAUCUAAAGAGUCAUCAGCGAAUCCACACUGAUGAAAAGCCUUAUAGCUGCAGUCAGUGUGAGAAGCGAUUCAAACGAUCCUCAGAUCUGAAGAGUCAUCAGCAAAUCCACACUGGUAAAAAGCCUUAUAGGUGCAGUCAGUGUGAGAAGAGAUUCAAACGAUCCUCAGAUCUGAAGAGUCAUCAGCGAAUCCACACUGGAUAAAAAGCCUGAUCUACGUUUGGCUUGUGUGAAUGGUAAUAAUAAAGAGCAAUAAAUGUUAAAAUAAACCAGAUUAAGAACCUCCCUACUCACUGGAGACUUUCUCUGUGAGCCAGAGGAACGGUUGGUUGUAAAAAUAUUAGGCUAUAUA
Gambusia affinis (western mosquitofish) is the source of this 1100-nucleotide messenger RNA. RefSeq names its product zinc finger protein 239-like. Gene Ontology annotation, biological process: regulation of transcription by RNA polymerase II. The coding region runs from base 62 to 952 and encodes 296 amino acids. The record is from RefSeq and is a predicted model, not a curated record. Lineage: Eukaryota; Metazoa; Chordata; Actinopteri; Cyprinodontiformes; Poeciliidae. Gene Ontology annotation, molecular function: RNA polymerase II cis-regulatory region sequence-specific DNA binding; DNA-binding transcription factor activity, RNA polymerase II-specific. The transcript has 3 exons.